UCGGGGCAGCAUCCGCCUCGUCCUAAAUGUCUGGUGAACAAUUAGUGCUCGUACCGAGGCCGGCCGAACCGCAACCAUGUUGCUGCUCAUCUUGUUAGCUUUGAGUGCGCUUGGGGCCCAGGGAAACGAUUACAAGUCGUUCUUCGAGGGCGCGGCAUGGGGAGAUGUGUUCGCCGCCGGCGGGAUGCACAUCGGCCACGGCCGCCACAAGCGCUUCGUGGAGCUGAGUGACAACCAGAAAAAUGUGCCAUACCAAGCAUGCACGUUGCCGGGCGGCAAAGGCGGCCACUGCCGGCAUCUGCACCACUGCGUGAUGGAGGAGUUCAAACGGGACUUCACCCUCUUCAUGGAUUACCUGUGCAUUAUCAAAAGGACGUCCAUCGGUGUAUGCUGCCCGGACUCCCUGAGCCAGGACCAGGUGGAAGGCUUGGCCGGCGACCUGCCCGCAUCAGCCCCGCUGGAGGAGGGCAAUGAAGCUAUACUUAAGAUCACGAAGGCGGAAAAUCGAGGAUGUGGUCUCAGCACCCGAUCCGCAGGACGCAUGGUGGGCGCACGGCCGGCCAACCCCCGCGAGUGGCCGUGGAUGGCCUCCAUCACCCCCGAGGGCUUCGAACAGUACUGCGGGGGAGUGCUCAUUACCGACCGUCAUGUGCUGACAGCUGCACACUGCACAAGAAGAUGGAAAGCCAACGAACUAUUCGUGCGCCUCGGCGAAUACGAUUUCGAGCGCAACAACGACUCACGUUCCUACAACUUCCGCGUGGUGGAGAUCCGGCAGCACGAAGACUUCGACCACACGAACUACCACAACGACAUCGCCAUUCUGAAGCUGCACCGGCCGGCCGUGUUCAACACUUAUGUGUGGCCGAUCUGUCUGCCACCGGUUGGAUUGUCGGCGAUCAAUCAAAGCGCUAUUAUUAUUGGUUGGGGAACUCAGUCGUACGGCGGGCCGCACAGCAACGUCCUGAUGGAGGUGUCGGUACCGAUCUGGGAGCACACGCGCUGUGUGCAGUCUUUCACCGACUCUAUCUUCGAGGAGAACAUCUGCGCGGGCGGCUACGAUGGCGGGAAGGACGCUUGCCAGGGUGACAGCGGCGGGCCGCUCAUGUACCAGCUAUCCAGCGGGCGUUGGGCGGUGAUCGGCGUGGUAUCGUGGGGCGUCCGCUGCGGCGAGCCCAACCACCCCGGCGUGUACGCGCGCGUCGACAAGUACUUGCGCUGGAUCGUCGACAACGCUAGAUUUUAGCUCUAC
This is a messenger RNA of Cydia fagiglandana, 1252 nucleotides long. It is a transcript of the gene CLIP3, whose product is annotated as venom protease-like. The transcript is spliced from 8 exons. The record is from RefSeq and is a predicted model, not a curated record. Lineage: Eukaryota; Metazoa; Arthropoda; Insecta; Lepidoptera; Tortricidae. Gene Ontology annotation, biological process: proteolysis. The coding region runs from base 77 to 1246 and encodes 389 amino acids. Gene Ontology annotation, molecular function: serine-type endopeptidase activity.